This is a messenger RNA of Prorocentrum cordatum, 924 nucleotides long. The record is from the annotation of a GenBank genome assembly. NCBI's taxonomy places the organism in Eukaryota, Dinophyceae, Prorocentrales, Prorocentraceae.
UUUCUGCUGCUCCCCGCGACCGAGGCACCUCGCACGACUCGUCGCUCAACACGCAGCCCACUGAAGCCUGCGUGCCCGGCUCCACCGGAGGCGCCGACGGUGAAGAUGACGCGCAGAGUCUCGGAGGCGGCAAACGAACAAGAGGGCUCCGCGCACGAGGACAAUCAGGGGGCACGACGAUGUCCCUGGCGCUUGCCUGCGCUGCCACCAGGCGCGGGACACCUCGCGGACGGAGAGGAUACGAGGGCGCUUGGUGCGCGGGCGGCCGUCCGCGCGGUCCUCGGGUUCCGCCGCCGCCCCAAGCGAAGGCGUCGCCAGAAGCUCGGCAGCUUUUCGCGUCCCCCGAUUGGCUGGUGGGCAGACUUUCCCAGGCCCACCAGGCCUGCUGCACUGAAGGGGCGGGCGCCCGCUUCCCCAGCAAGAACAACAAACAAUUAAAAUAAACUGCGCGUACGCAGGCCGCCGGGGCGCUGGUCUCUGGACACCUGGCGCGCCCGCCAGUAUUCAGGAAAACAGACUGCGCGCGCAGGCCGCCAGGGCGCUGGUCUCUGGACACCCGGCGCGCCCGCCGGAGUUCAGGAGGAGGUUGAGGACCCCCAUUGCAGAGGGGGGCGGGGGAGGAAGGCGGGUAGGAUACCAGGAGGACGAGGAGGAGGGGGAGAAGGAACGAGGACCGCGAAGCGCGAAGCGCGAAUAACUUCGCGCCCUCGAGGGAGCCCUUGGAAGAACCACGCAGGCCGAAACCGUCGGCGCUCCGCGCGGGCUUCUCGGAUCUGCGCGCCGCCAGCGCGCGCCCAGCAGGGCGGCGCCGGAGAGGCUCCACAAAAGGCAGGGCGCCCGCGCGCCGGCCCGAGCAGAUCCGCGCGGAGCGCCAGCAGCAGCACGCCACGGCGCUCUCCACGCUGCGAGAUCGCUGCCCCCUCC